This is a messenger RNA of Geodia barretti, 1545 nucleotides long. NCBI's taxonomy places the organism in Eukaryota, Metazoa, Porifera, Demospongiae, Tetractinellida, Geodiidae. The record is from the annotation of a GenBank genome assembly.
AUGAAGAUUGCCUACAUCCAGUCCAUCGGCGGGGCCAGCGGCGACAUGCUGCUCGGCGCAAUGGUCGACGCGGGGCUGUCGCUGGAGUUGCUGCGCAGCGAAUUGGGUAAGAUGCCGGUGGGUGGGUACCGUGUUGAUGCAGCCCAAGAGACUCGGUGCGAGGUGCGUGGCACCCACCUGAAAGUCCGUCUCGAGGAGCCCACUCGCCAUUCCCCGGCCGCACUACUGGGGGCCGUGAAGGACUCAUCGCUGGAUUCCUCAGUGAAGGAACGGGCCGCGGGGGUCUUGCGAUCCCUGUGGCGGGCGGAGGCACGGGUCCACGGCGCACCGGAAGAGGAUCUCGAGCUUGAGGAACUCGGCAGUGUUGACACGCUGGUUGACGUGGUGGGGUUUUGCAUCGCACUCCAGGAGUUACAAGUCGACGGGCUAUAUGCCGCACCUCUGGUACUGGGCGAGGCAUCGCCGCCUCGACGUCCGGGCGGAUAUUCCAACCCUGCACCUGCAACCCUGGAGCUGAUCGCCGGAUCGGGUGCGCCCGUGGUUGCCGACAGCGCGGUCCAUUCCGGAGCAGGAGAACUGACCACGCCCACUGGAGCGGCGCUGAUAACCUCAUUGGCUGAGUUCCUGCGUCCGGCCCUCUCAGUCCAGCGGGUUGGUGUUGGCUUGGGGACCAAAGACCCUGCGGGAUUCCCAAACGCCCUGCGGGUGUGGCUGGGGGAGACGGACGAAGUACCACCACCGUACGAGGGGAAACCAGACAUCAUCCAACCGGCCAGCGUGGUUCUGCUGGAGACCAACCUGGACGACGCGCCUGGCCUGGUGCUGGGUUACGCGCAGGAGCAGCUGUUCGCGAUGGGAGCCCUCGACGUGUGGCACACGCCGGUGCAGAUGAAGAAGAACCGCCCAGGCGCGGUUCUGUCGGUGCUGGUCCCUCCGCACAUGGAGCAGGCAGCGGUGCAGCUGAUAUUGCAGGAAACGCCAACUCUGGGCAUCCGCUCCAGGCUGGUUGACCGCUACGUGGCCGAACGCCACAGCGUCGAAAUCGAAACCGAGUUCGGCCCGGUCAGCGUCAAGGUGAAGUGGCUGGAGGGGGCAGCGGUCAGCGGGGCGCCUGAGCCCGACGACUGCCGCCGCAUCGCAAUCGAAACCGGUCUGUCGUUCCAGGAAGUUUACCAGCGGGUCUCCGAAACCGCCGGCGCAACUCCAUGGCUGAAGGACCUGGGCUACGCUCGGAUAGACCACCACCGUCCGCUUCGCACCGGAUCGCCGGAGGUCGUACUGGGAAAGGGCAAAACGCCGGAUCAGGUAGCGGGAAUCCUGUCGGCGCUCUGCGGACGGGGCCAUCCUGUCCUGGUGACCAAGACCGGACGGGAUACAUACGACUCAGUGCGAGAGUUGGUACCCGAGGCGGAGUUUCACGAACUGCGCGCUAUAGUCGUUCCUCGCAGAGCAACCGCGCGGAAAGGCCGGGACGAUGAUGUGACAGCCGGGACGGACGAACGCACGGGGGCAGGGGAAGAGAGAGGAAGGAAGCGAGCGACGUGA